Molecule: messenger RNA, 918 nt
Organism: Plasmodium inui San Antonio 1
Lineage: Eukaryota; Apicomplexa; Aconoidasida; Haemosporida; Plasmodiidae
Exons: 1
Coding region: 1-918 (305 amino acids)
Source: RefSeq, a predicted model, not a curated record
AUGAUAGGGCAGCUGGAAGAGGCCAGGCUGCAACGCCUGCUAGCCAAGCUGAAGGGUCAGGGGAUGUUCGACGAGGUGCAGGAAAACACAGUGGACAAAAAUAUAGUGAAAAAAAUUGCCAUUCUGUAUGACGUGUUCAGGAGGAUAAAUGAGGGAAACGGAUCCAUUGGCGGGAGCGGCAACUCUGACUUCGUCUACACCAGUGACAUUAAGUAUGCAUUAAAAUACGAUGACUUCGUCCGGGUGAGAUUCCAUAUCAUCCCAGUGGAAAGAAAAAAAGGAAUACUCAAAUUGGAAGAGGAAGAUAAAAAAUAUCACUUCAUUGAAAAUAUGAAUAACAUCGUAAGUAACAUUUAUAACCCCUCCAGUUACGACCAAUUUUUAAAUAAUCGAAUGGAGGAAGACAAAGACAAAUUAAAGUGCAUGAUGAAGUGCCUGAACGAAAUUGAGUCGGCAUAUAUAUACAGGUACCGUAGUGACAACAACAUCAAAUUAACCUUUGAGAUUUUCUGUCACAAUUUUUACACCUUCUUGUCGUAUGACUAUAAAAGGAAAUCCUCCAUACAAGAUUUUCGUAACAAGUAUUCCAACGUGGAAGUGAGUAGCCCCUUUCAGUUGUCCACUCCUCAGAAUAUGAUUCAUCUAAACUCCAUCGGGACGGUGAUGCAUCCUUUUGCUGACCAGUACGAGACAGAGACCCUGGAGAAAUUGAAGCCCUUCAUCUUUGAGUCCCUCGAAAUGGUCAAGGAGCUCCACGGAACGGGUGAUAGGAGGUAUCCUCCGUUUGGUGCGGCCCAGCUCGACAACGACUUCUUCGUUAAGAAUACCCACUACGAGGAUGACAUGCGGCGCCUCAUUCGCAUGGAGAGGGCGGCCAACGAGUACAAGCGGUUGCGCGCGGGCCUGGCAAAGCGGUAA